Molecule: messenger RNA, 3358 nt
Organism: Ceratotherium simum simum (southern white rhinoceros)
Lineage: Eukaryota; Metazoa; Chordata; Mammalia; Perissodactyla; Rhinocerotidae
Gene: PAX3
Product: paired box 3
Biological process (GO): regulation of transcription by RNA polymerase II; anatomical structure development
Molecular function (GO): DNA-binding transcription factor activity, RNA polymerase II-specific; RNA polymerase II cis-regulatory region sequence-specific DNA binding
Source: RefSeq, a predicted model, not a curated record
ACUCGGUGUCACGACGGGAGGAGACUCGGGCCUGCCGCGCUCCCGCCCCCGCCCCCCUCCCUGGCUGGUCGCGGCGCUCGGAGCCCCCUUCCCGGCGCCCCCAGCCGCGGGGCCACUCGCCCAAGACUCGCACCAAACUUUUCCGCCCUGGCCUCAGGAUCCUGGACUCUGGGGCCUCCCUGCCCGCCCCUUUCCCCGGUUCCACCUCGAGCCUCUCUCUGGACUAGGAGCGAGCAGUCCCCCUCCCCGCGUCCCUCCCUCUCUCUCCAGCCCUUUUUGGGGAGGGGCUCUCCACGCUCGGGGGAGUUCCAGAGGGUCACCAGCGCCGCGCUCGCCUGUCUAUUUCGCCUUCACCUGGAUAUAAUUUCCAAGCGAAGCUGCCCCCAGGAUGACCACGCUGGCCGGAGCUGUGCCCAGGAUGAUGCGGCCGGGCCCAGGGCAGAACUACCCGCGCAGCGGGUUCCCGCUGGAAGUGUCCACUCCCCUCGGCCAGGGCCGCGUCAACCAGCUAGGAGGUGUAUUUAUCAACGGCAGACCGCUCCCCAACCACAUCCGUCACAAGAUCGUGGAGAUGGCCCACCACGGCAUCCGGCCCUGCGUCAUCUCCCGCCAGUUGCGCGUGUCCCACGGCUGCGUCUCUAAGAUCCUGUGCAGGUACCAGGAGACUGGCUCCAUCCGUCCCGGGGCUAUCGGCGGCAGCAAGCCCAAGCAGGUGACAACGCCUGACGUGGAGAAGAAAAUUGAGGAGUACAAAAGGGAGAACCCAGGCAUGUUCAGCUGGGAAAUUCGAGACAAAUUACUCAAGGACGCGGUCUGUGAUCGAAACACCGUGCCCUCAGUGAGUUCCAUCAGCCGCAUCCUGAGGAGUAAAUUCGGGAAAGGCGAAGAGGAAGAGGCCGACCUGGAGAGGAAGGAGGCGGAGGAGAGCGAGAAGAAGGCGAAACACAGCAUCGACGGCAUUCUGAGCGAGCGAGCCUCAGCACCCCAAUCAGAUGAAGGCUCCGACAUCGACUCUGAACCAGAUUUGCCGCUAAAGAGGAAGCAACGCAGGAGCCGGACCACCUUCACCGCAGAACAGCUUGAGGAACUGGAACGUGCUUUUGAGAGAACCCACUACCCUGAUAUUUAUACCAGGGAGGAACUGGCACAGAGGGCGAAGCUCACCGAGGCCCGAGUACAGGUCUGGUUUAGCAACCGCCGUGCGAGAUGGAGGAAGCAAGCUGGGGCCAAUCAACUGAUGGCUUUCAACCAUCUCAUUCCGGGGGGGUUCCCUCCUACUGCCAUGCCCACUCUGCCAACGUACCAGCUGUCUGAGACCUCUUACCAGCCCACAGCUAUUCCGCAAGCCGUGUCGGAUCCCAGCAGCACUGUUCACAGACCUCAGCCGCUUCCUCCGAGCACUGUACACCAAAGCACUAUUCCUUCCAACCCGGACAGCGGCUCUGCCUACUGCCUCCCCAGCACCAGGCAUGGAUUUUCCAGCUAUACAGACAGCUUUGUGCCUCCAUCCGGGCCCUCCAACCCCAUGAACCCCGCCAUUGGCAAUGGCCUUUCACCUCAGGUAAUGGGACUUCUGACCAACCACGGUGGGGUACCCCAUCAGCCCCAGACCGAUUAUGCUCUCUCCCCUCUCACUGGGGGCCUGGAACCUACCACUACGGUGUCGGCCAGCUGCAGUCAGAGACUAGACCAUAUGAAGAGCUUGGACAGUCUGCCAACAUCUCAGUCCUAUUGUCCACCCACCUAUAGCACCACGGGCUACAGUAUGGACCCUGUCACAGGCUACCAAUAUGGGCAGUAUGGACAAAGUGCCUUUCAUUAUCUCAAACCAGAUAUCGCCUAAGUGAACUGUCCACUUGGAGCUGAAACUGGCCCUGUUUCCGGUCUCCACAGCCUAGACGUGAAGAAUCUUCUCAGAAAAAAAAAAAAAUCACCCUUUUGGGGGGCAGUCCCGACAGGAGACAGAGGAGAGGGAUUGAUUUUCUUUCUCCAGUAGUUGGUUUCAAAUUCUUUUGAACGUGUGGGACAAAAGCGGUGGAGAAAAGGAAGACCCGGAACAAUAAAAGACACAUGCAACAUUUUAAGGCAAUGAUUUAACGUGGCUACAUAUCAAAAUAUCCCAGCUCUUUAGUGCUGAUGAUCGAGGAGCUAAAACAUUCCAUUUGUAUGUGUGUGUGUGUGUGUGUGUGUGUGUAUGUGCACGUGUGGGCUUAUGUGAGAUUUAUCUGGCCUGGUUUGGGCAAGCAGAAUGUUCUAAAAUAAUAGUCAGAGAAUACUCUAAACUAUAACAUGUUUAAUGUCCAAUGCUGACACUUCUACAACUUUAAAACUGCUCACUUAAUGAAGCAGGAACGGAGGAAUCCUUGACUUUUACACACUGGAAAUUGACAUAAAAAUAAAUGCCACCAUUUUUAGGAAGUUAGACUAGAUGUAAAGGACCUCCCAAAUAAAUUAUUUGUUAUCUUAUCUUCAUUUGUAAUCCAGUUGUCAAUAAAUGUCCCGUCUUGCUAACAGGAUAUGGGGGAGCAGGAAGAAAAGCUGGUUUUCUUUCCUGGUGUGGGAGAGGUGUGUGGUGUGUUCCCAAUUCAUUUUCAUUUGGAAGCCAACCUGGAUGGGGGGAGGGCAUGGUGGAGAAGAAGUGAUGUGCAUUCCCACAGCUGCUUAUCAGUGUGCAAUACUGUGUACCUCACGGAUGCUUUGGCAGUGGCCAGGGCCAUAUAAACAGAAUCAGAACUAUAUUUUUGCAGGUGCUUUAUUUUCGCAGCCCAUGAUUCAUUGUGGUAGAAUGCAGUGACGUUCGCCAUUUGCUGGACAACCAACACCCAACUUGCUCCUUUUGAUUAGAGACCAUGUUCGAGAAUAAUGCUUUUAAAAUGAUUACGUUUACAUUCUUCUCUUUUCUGUGAAAGGUAGGGCAAGAACAGAAAUGUCCACGUGGCUCUCAUGUACUUUUAAAUUAUACAAUGAUAUCCAAUAUUGAAAGAUUAUAGGAACUGAGGUUUAUAUACAUUUGUGUGGUGACAUUUUAGAAUGUCAAUAAAUUUGUUGUUCGAGAUGUUAAGAGGAGCAAGAAGGUGGAAGGCAGUGUUAUUUAUUUCUUUCUAUUCUUGGAACCAUGAACGAGGUAGGCGCAAAUACAUUCCUUUUAGAGCUAAGAACUAUGACGUAGUGAGUUAGCGAGACUAGACAUAGUACCGAGCUUAGUUCAUACAUUGGUCUUAGAGGGUGAUGGAUUAGGAGAAGUGCUGCCUUUGUGUUGCAGCCUCAGCCAACAACAAUGUGUUGUAAAAAUGUCUUUCAUGUAAAAAGUGCAGUAAAUAUUUACUAUUUAUAAUGAAUAAACAGUUAUGAAAACUUG